Trichoplusia ni (cabbage looper) is the source of this 2193-nucleotide messenger RNA. RefSeq lists its product as uncharacterized. Gene Ontology annotation, biological process: positive regulation of actin filament bundle assembly. Gene Ontology annotation, molecular function: actin binding. NCBI's taxonomy places the organism in Eukaryota, Metazoa, Arthropoda, Insecta, Lepidoptera, Noctuidae. The transcript has 6 exons. The record is from RefSeq and is a predicted model, not a curated record. Gene Ontology annotation, cellular component: actin cytoskeleton; nucleus; Z disc. The coding region runs from base 317 to 1261 and encodes 314 amino acids.
AAUUUAUUUUAGUUUGUGAGAAAUCAUCGCGCGAGGUAGACAUCGCGCUACUAAUACUUACAAAUACGGUCUUUAACUAAUUAGUAAUAAGAUUUAUUAUUGUUUGAAAGUGUUAGUGCAAUUUUAAGUGCAUUUUCGAUUUCCCGAUAGCGUGGGUGGAGUGGCGCGACGCCAUUUUGUCUGCACGGACACGCUGCUACAGACAGCCGCGCGAUACGAACACUAGACAUAACCAGCUAUCUUGACAUCUUCUAGAAGGAGAAAGACGAAGAAUAACACGAUUAAGUGACAGUGAAGUGAAAGAAAACCAGUAAAAAUGAUGACAAUUAGCGAAAGUCAGUUUUCCUCAAAUAAAAUGUCGAGUAUUCACAAGCUUAACGACAGGAUCAUCCACAAGGACAGCUUCGACGACACGAAGAGCUCGUCCAGCGUCAACAGCACCCUCAUCACGAAGAGGGGCUUCAAGCCCUCAGACAUGUUCGACCCUCAGAAGAAGGAGUUCCUCACGAACCUCAGUUAUAAGUUGUUCCCUAAUGAUGGAGACUUCUCCCGUGACCCUGAGAUAUUGGAGCCACCACCAAGUCUCCGAGAGGACCUGGAGAACAAGCCGAUGAUCUCCACUGACAAGGAGGUGGACCUCAACAAGAUCUUCACGCCGGCGCCUGAUGCUGAGGAGCAUAUCAUUAAGAAGGAUCGCAAGUUUGAGAAAACAUUCGCAUCGUCAGCAUUCUACGUGCCGGGCGUGCACCCCACCGUCAAGGAGCAGAUGGACCUCGCGCGCGCCAUCUCCAAGUCCCUGAGCGACUCCAGCAACCACAUGAGCCGCGGACAGAGCAUGUACGUCAACAGGAAGAAGAGGUCCGUCAAGUGGGUGCAUGAGGGACGAGGACGAAACACAUCGAACGCCUGCUCCACGCCGACGCCCGUAGCGAACCACGACACGCCGUACCGCCCGCCAUCUAGUUUACGCAACCAGAAAACUUACCCGAAAUCAGCUCUCAAACACACCAACAACCUGCCGAAAAUGGAGCCUUUCCCAGUAUCUCCCCCGACUAUCUCUGUGCAAAACCACGACUUGCCCGUUCCUCUUGCACCUACAAAGCUUAAUGAUGUAUACGCUUCACCUAAAAGCCCCCGUUUGCCGCUUGUUUCUGGCCCCAAUUUCAAUGUAGCGCCGCGCGGUUGGGGAGAAAUGAAGGACUACUACCGACCCGUCGUACUAGAUGGCGUUAGUGUCGCACCGCAAUACACUGACUUUUGAAAUAACUUUUUCUCGUUUCUUUGUUAAAUAAUUUUAAGAGUAUGUUAUGAUACGUGUCAUUUUUGUUUUAGUUUUACUUUUUGUUAGGAAUUAUUUGUUAUACGUUUUAAGUAACUUACAUGCGAGUUAUACGUAAUUUAUGUGAAAAAACUUAGAUAGACGUAGAUUUACAUCCUUUACGACAUAUUAUACGCACAAAUUAUUUCCACUCUGUGCGUGCAACUUGUAAAUUAUAACAUUAAUGACACCGUGGAGAACUAUUUCUUAUUUAAUAAGCAUUUUAAUUUAACUAUCUUUAUUAAUUUACGUAUAGUUUUAUAAUUAUUGUUUUCUAUUGUAAUGUCAAACAGUCGAGGUCUAGUCAUUUUAAGGUUAACCGUCAAUACUUUUAAAUGAAUAAUACAAUAAUUCAUGUGCCUUAAGUGUAAACUAACCAAAGAUAUAAACUUUUGUAAAAUAGGAACAUAUCUAUACAUUCAGAGUCGCAAGUACUUAUUUAUAUACCUAAUGAUAAUUUAAUAAUUAGAGGAAAUAUAUGAUAAUCUGAUACCGGCAAAUUUAUCAAAGGUAGGGUUUUGUAAGUUUCAAAUGCAAUAGGUAGUAUUUAACAUCAUUGAUAGAUAAAAACAGAAACUGUUACAAAAUAUUUGGAAAUUAUUUUACAAACAAAGAAAGACCAUAUCUUUGUAAAUAGUAAGGAAAUGUUUUAUAUCGUGAGGAAAGAUAAAGGAAAAAGAAAAAACAAGGAGACAUUGUCAAGAAACUUUGAACGAAAAAAGGACUAAUAUUGCUAGUCGAGAAAAAUAUAUUUACAGUAAUUUAUGAAAUACGUUAGUGUAAUUAAAAUAACUUAUUUUUAUGGAGGGUUGUGUAUUUAUUUGAUGUGGUCGUGCUGUGCUGUGCCAGGGUCAAUAAAGUACUAUUAAAACUCU